Molecule: messenger RNA, 1050 nt
Organism: Dujonia railenensis
Lineage: Eukaryota; Fungi; Ascomycota; Pichiomycetes; Serinales; Debaryomycetaceae
Source: the annotation of a GenBank genome assembly
AUGUCUAAAACCGUUUUUAUUACUGGUGCCACUGGCUAUAUUGGAGGACAAGUUCUCUAUGAACUUUUAAGCUCACCAAUUGACUUUAAAAUCAAUGCGUUGGUUCGGACUCAGGCUAAGGCAGAUUUGCUAGUUAAAAGGACUAAUGGAAAAGUAAACCCUGUUCUUGGAAACUUGGAUGAUCUUUCCAUUAUCAAGGAACAAGUUAGUGCAAGUGAUAUUGUGAUCAACACUGCAAACGUUGAUCAUGUUCCAAGUGCAGAAAUCUUAGCAGAUGCUUUAAUUGCAAAGCAAUCUGAAACAAUUUUGAUUCACACCUCUGGUACCUCAGUCAUUGGUGACGCAGUUACAGAGAAGAACUCUGCUUCCACCAAGGUGUACUCUGACAUUUACAACAUUGAUGAGAUCAAUUCAUUACCAUUGGAACAGCCACAUAGACCGGUCGACAAGAUAGUCUUGGAAAUUGAAGAAAAGAACCCUAAGACUAAGGUUGCUAUUGUCAGCCCAUCUAACAUUGUAGGUGUUUCAAACGGUUAUGACAAUACUAUUUCCAUUCAGAUCCCAUUUUUGAUCAGAAAUUCUAUCAAGAACAAGAAGACUUGGUCUGUUUACUCUGGAGAUUAUAUUUGGUCACACAUUCACAUCAAAGACUUAGGUGAAAUCUAUGCACUCAUUUUGAAUGGGUUUUUGGAAAAGAAAGACAUCCCUCACGGAAGAAAUGGUUACUAUUUCGGCUCUUAUGGUGGCUUAAAGGACGAAAAAGUCACUACUAAGCCCUCCGAAAUUGAGCACACCUGGAGACUGGUUUCUGAUAGAGUUGCAGAAUUGCUAUACGAAAAGAAAAUUGUGCCAACUAAGGAAGUCGCCGAAUUGAACUAUGAAGAAAUUGUUCAAUUGACUGGAGACGAGUUUGGGCCAAAAUAUAUCGGGACCAACUCAAGAUCAAGAGGUGACAAUGCCGUUAAAAUUGGAUUUAAGCCUAAGUAUUCAAGCAUAGAAGACUACUGGAAAAGAGUAGAGGAAGAUGUCGAAUAUGUCUUAAAAGAAUAA